Molecule: messenger RNA, 2815 nt
Organism: Saccoglossus kowalevskii
Lineage: Eukaryota; Metazoa; Hemichordata; Enteropneusta; Harrimaniidae
Source: RefSeq, a predicted model, not a curated record
AAGGGCUGCUGUUCGAAGGCUACAAAAUGGAAUCCGAUGCCGCAGACACCACAGUGUUGGAGAUAGAAGCGCCUUUGAAGAGACAGAAAAGGAAAAAGAAGAAGUCGAGAGACAGAAACGAAAACAAUAGAAAAGAAGAAUAUAACAUGCAAAUCAUAUCCAACGACGCCGCCAUUUUGGAGGUCAAAACGAGAGAAUGUCGAGAUAAUGAAAGGCAGUCGAACGAAAUUGUUGUCAAACACACAGACGAUAAUCACGAAGAAAGGACUCGGAAGAUUAAGAAAACGAAAAGUGGGGAAACGAGAGAACGCCAUGAGAAAUGUCCCAAAGCUGAUAGCCGAACUGAAUCUGAAAAAGUUGAACGACGUAGACGCAAAGAAAAGAAGUCUCGAAAUCUGGAAAAAGACAGGGACAUUGAAAUUAAAGACGACGCACAAAAAUACAAGUCGUCGAAGAGGAAUGACCGGAAGAAGUCUAAAGACAAGGUCGAAACUACUAGUACUAAUGAGGAUGUAAACGUAGCAUUUAAAAAACAUAAGAAUGUUCAUCGCGCGAGACAGAGAGACCGCGAUGAUGACGAAGCAUCGGGUGGCGUCGUAGAACAAAAUGACAGAACCGUCACGGUGAACGACAGGAGCGAAAAAAGACAACAUUUUCCGGCUGGAUAUCGUGACAAAAGAGUCCAAGACGGCAGGAAAGGACGGAAAAGUAGGCGACAAAACAAGAAUGACGAUGAAGCUCUUCGAAAUGAUAAAGAACGUGACAUCGAAGCGGGUGGAGAUCACGACGUGGCGCACCGGACAGAUUCCGAAAUAAACAGGAAAAAGAAUAAACGCCAUGUGCGAGAAGAUGGAGAUGUGAGAAAAACUCGAGAAAAUCGACGGGGUUCUGAGGAUAAAAGGCAACGCAAGACCCGUCGAAGUCAGCACGUGGACAACCCUCGACAGAAGGCACAACGUAAUUUAAAAGAAAGUGACGGAGCAAGGAAAAACAGUGACGAGUCAUCUCCUAGAAGUAUCUUAAAAUCGAAUGGUAACGGUAGUGAUGAAAAUCGGGCUGACACUUAUAAUAUUCAUACACAUGGACACUAUGAUAUAGUCGAAAUAGAAAAAGUAGAAAACCGUCCCACUUCGUCUAACAGUGAUGAAAAUCGGAAAGACGGGUCGGUUAAAUUCUCUGUAGUCGAAGAUGCUUCAGUCGCAAAAGCGAGACGAGAGUCAUCGCAAGAUAACACGGCGGAUGAUUCCGAAUCUUCGUCUUUCAGUGCUUGGUCCACAGGUAGCAGCGAAUCCGAGUCCGACACUUCGAAUAUACCUAGGCAAAAAGGCUCGAAUGUCCGGCAAAAACGGCGUGCGUACAAGAAAGACUCAAUGUCAGAAUCACAGUCUGAGAGCGAAUCAGACAAUUCGGGAUCCCUCUCCGAAUCCGAAUACACCACAGAAUAUGAUAGCGAAUCCGGGAGCGAAUCGUCGUAUACAGACUCGUCCAGCGGAUCGUCGGAAUAUGAGACAGAAACAGAAACCGAUUCUGAUUACAGUGAUUACGAAUCUGGUUCGGAAACCGACAGCAGCUACAGCAAAAAUUCAGAAGACGAAGCAGACGGAAGUCGUCGAACGGCAUACGUGAUUAAAAAGAAGAGAGAUAGUGUUGAGCACAAUCCCAUAAAUGAAAAAGACGAUUCAAAUAACGCUGCAAGUAAUAAAAGUACCACUGUCAGCAGAAGUUGUCUCGUCAUGUGAAACAAACAUUACAUCCAGUAUUCCGCGAUUAACCGACAUGCAUAACGUUCUCGCGAGAUCUGAAUACUGACAUGAUUGAUAACGUACUUUUGACAACAUAUAAAACUAACAUGAAAGAAACACAAUACUAGUAUAGAAUAUUACAAUUAUUCGAUAUAUAUGAACAAUAAUUGCAAUUAUUUAUCGUCAUUAUUAUUAUUAUACAUAGGAGAAACACUGAAACCAUGCCAAUUUUUGGAAUGUGUUAUUUCUUGUGCAAACAUCAUCGUCGCUGUAGAAAAUGAUCACGUGCACACUUAAUAAAAUAUUAAUCUGUGCAGUCUAUAACCAUUUAAACAUCACCUAGACAACCGUUCAAAUACAAAAAAAAAUGUCCAGUUACCCGUAAUGUUAUAAUUUCAGCAUAAGGUAAGCAAGCAAAAUUGUGCUCACCGAAUCAGCUGUCAUAAACAGUGAACAAAAAGUUCUCAUAAAACAGAGUCAGGGCCCACACUUUGAAACAGGGGGAAAUAAUAAACGCCAGCAGCUCCAGCCUCAGCACGCUUAGUUUGAAAGCGUGCACUGUAUCCAUCGUCCGCCCUCCCAUGAUGUAGAGACAGUGAACUGAAACAUCAUACCUUGAAACAUUGAAAAUGGAAUGUGUCAGAUUUGUUUUGAUCACAUUGAUUCUCUCACAACCCAAUGUCAUUUACCAGUAGCAAGCAUAAACGCGCCUCGAUCGGAGUUUUGAUCUGGUCGCACGAUAUGCACUAAACACCCGACUUUGACUCAUAGUAUCGUUCCAAUCAUCACUGAAAUUACCGUUAAACCAUGGCACCUUUUCUGUACGCGUUGAUCUGUACAUCAAUUUAAGUCGGCAUCCUUGUUAAAACAUAAAAUGUGCUCGCCGUUUACGACACUUAUUCUUUAUUUGAUUUGGUAAGUAACAAAAUUUAGCCGACUUUGCCAAAUUGUGCUCAACACUUUGCCCACUGCGACCUGACAUAACUUUUAUAUCAUCAAUGUUAUUACAACAGUAUAAUGUAUAUACAUGUAUAUUGCUACUUUGUACAGUAAUAAUUAAAUAAAACAAAUAA